ACAACCCACUUCACCAACCCCUCCGCCUUCAUCCUGCAGGGAGUUCCUGGCCUGGAGGCCGCCCAUGGCUGGAUCUCCAUCCCCUUCUGCGCCAUGUACAUCAUAGCCCUCUUGGGAAACUUCACCAUCCUGUUCAUCGUAAAGAUAGAACCGAGCCUCCAUAGACCCAUGUACUAUUUCCUCUGCAUGCUGGCUGUCACCGACUUGGUCCUGCCCACAUCCACCCUGCCCAAAACACUGAGCAUCUUCUGGUUCAAUUCCAGGGAGAUCGAUUUUGGUUCGUGCCUCACCCAGAUGUUCUUCAUAGGUAUCUUUUCGGUGAUGGAGUCUGGGAUCAUUGCGGCCAUGGCCUUGGAUCGCUACGUGGCCAUCUGCCAUCCCCUAAGACAUUCAACCAUCCUUACAAAUUCUGUGGUUGCCAAGAUAGGCCUGGCCGUUGUGCUGCGCAGCUGCAUCUUCUUACUGCCCUCUCCCUUCCUGGCAAGACAGUGGCCAUAUUGCCGCACCAACAUCAUUUCCCACUCGUUCUGUCAGUUGAUGGCUGUGUUGAAACUGGCCUGUGCUGACACCCACAUCAGUACUUACUACGGCCUCAUUGUAUCAUUCCUGGUGGCUGUUACGGAUGUGUUUUCCAUGAUGUUGUCCUAUAUCCUGAUCCUCAGGGCCAUCUUCAGCCUCCCCACCAAGGAUGCCCGGCUCAAGACGUUUGGGACCUGCAGCUCCCACCUCUGUGUCAUUUUAGCUUUUUACAUCCCAGUUCUCUUCUCCGUGUUCGUAUCCCGGUAUGACCACCAUGUGCCCCUGUAUUUCCAAAUUCUCAUGGCCAAUUUGCAUCUGCUAGUGCCCCCCAUGCUGAACCCCAUCAUCUACGGGGUGAGAACCAAACAGAUCCGAGACAGGCUGCUGAGGCACAUAAUUCAGACAGAGUAA
Messenger RNA from Pelodiscus sinensis (Chinese soft-shelled turtle), 930 nucleotides. Lineage: Eukaryota; Metazoa; Chordata; Testudines; Trionychidae. The record is from RefSeq and is a predicted model, not a curated record.